Molecule: messenger RNA, 2879 nt
Organism: Halichondria panicea
Lineage: Eukaryota; Metazoa; Porifera; Demospongiae; Suberitida; Halichondriidae
Product: nuclear cap-binding protein subunit 1-like
Exons: 24
Coding region: 284-2773 (829 amino acids)
Biological process (GO): mRNA export from nucleus; nuclear-transcribed mRNA catabolic process, nonsense-mediated decay
Cellular component (GO): nuclear cap binding complex; nucleus
Molecular function (GO): mRNA binding; protein binding; RNA cap binding
Source: RefSeq, a predicted model, not a curated record
UGUUAAAGUCUCAGUGUGUUUUGGACAUGCAGGAAUGUAUUCAGGAAUGGUGAAGCUACUGGGAGUCCACCUCAGCUCCAGUGUUCACCAGAGUGGUGUAUGCAGGAAUGGUGAUGCUACUGGGAGUCCACCUCAGCUCCAGUGUUCACCAGAGUGGUGUAUGCAGGAAUGGUGAAGCUACUGGGAGUCCACCUCAGUUCCAGUGUUCACCAGAGUCCACUGUAUAGUGUACAUGGGGGAGAGGCUGGUUAUAGGCUGCAGAGCAUGAGUGGUGUAUGGAGGAAUGCGUGUGGUUAAUGGUUUGGGUAGGUAUCUGAUUAGAGCAACUAUCAAUGAUGACCUUCUCCAUGUGCUCUAUCAGAGGAGGUGUCAGAGGCUAAUCAUGAGUGAGAUGUUGAGCAGGUCAGCCAGGAAGCGGCCCAGAGACGAUUAUGAAGACUUUCCUCGUAAGAGGGGGCGGUAUAGUGAUCCCGGGCCAAUGGCCAGAGAACCAGAAUCCACUGAACAGAAACUAGAGAGCCUCAUCUCACGAUUAGGAGAAAAGAGCCACAAGAGUCUUGAGAGCAACCUCGAUGUACUGUCCAACCUGCUCAUCAAUGAGAUGGCCUCCAUGACUGACCACAUCCUCACUACCAUUACUAAAUGUGUGGUGGAUAUGAAAGAGAAGGCUUUCAUCUAUUCUACUUUACUUGGACUGCUAAAUGCUAAGAAGUUUGAAGUGGGGGAACAGGCACUGGAGCUUGUGGUAGCUGAGCUACGCAGCGCUUUGACCCUGAGUCAGUACGACAAGGCUCGACACCUCGUGGUAUUUCUGGCAGACUUGGUCAAUUGUAAAGUGGUGAAUGUUAACUCCAUUGUCUCUCUAUUUGAUACGCUGGUGACAGUGACCUUUGAACCUGAUAUCCCUCAAAUACGCUCUGAUGCUUAUAUACACAUGGUCCUGUCAGCACUGCCAAUCGUUGGGGCCGAGCUGGAGGAGAGGAAGAGACAAGAACUGGAGAGAUUACUCGUUACCAUUGACAACUACAUGAGUAAGCGGAGUACACCAUUUCUGCCCAUGUUCCAAGUGUGGGGGGAGGGGCAACCACACCCACAGGAAGAUGGGUUGCGUUUGCUGUGGACCCAAGUGAAGGCUCUGAGGGAGGAAGACUGGAAGACGGCCAUACUGCUCAAGCUCUACACUGCCUUCCAGAGUGAGAUGGGUGGAGCUUAUCUGCAUCCUCUCCCUAGCCUGCCAGUUCCUCCACACUCACCAGACUCUGUCUAUCCUCUCCCCUCUGCUGUGUUCAGACUGUUCUCAUCCACUGACAUGCGCUGCUCUUCCCCUGACACUACUCUACCCUCUCCCACCUCUGCUGAUCGAUUCCUGGCAGAGGAAGCUGUGACUGCCAUACUAGCAAGUCACCAGGGAAGCAGGAAGGAGUGUGCGAGUGCUCUGGUUGGGUUCUCUGAGACAUGUCAGGAGAGGUUGGGAGUUUGUGGAGACUAUGUGAUAGUGGAGGUCUUGUUUGGUCACAUGCUGCGACUGCCACGCCCCCCUCAAGUGCUCAUCUACUACAGCUCAGUCCUCAUAGAGAUGUGUAAGAACAACCCUGCAGUCUAUCCUCAGCUGUUGUCUCAGACCACAGAGCUGCUCUUCUCUAGACUGGACAAUAUGAACACUAUUGCCAUUGACAGGUUUGCCGCAUGGUUCUCACAUCAUCUCUCUAACUUCAAGUAUCAGUGGGACUGGAGCAAAUGGAAUCAUGUGAUCGAGGACGGCCCGACUGACAACCCAUCCGUCAAGUUUGUGUCUGAAGUAUUCGCCAAGUGUAUACGACUGGCGUGCUAUGACAUAUUUGUUGAGAUGGUACCCCCAGAGAUGACCUCUCUGCUACCCCCAGAGCCAGCUCCACUCUUCAAGUACAGACAGGACGAUGACUCGGCUGAGGGGGAGGUAGCUGUACACCUGCUGGAGGCUAUAAAGAACAAGGAAUCGAUUGAUGAUCUUAGAGCAGUUCUUGAGAGUCUCACUGAGGUUGGAAAAGAUCAUCAAAGUGUAGCUCAGACCAGGAUGGCCGUGCUCAUGCAAUGUGUGCUCAAGGUGGGCUCUAAGACCAUUACACAUUGCUUCCUGGCACUAGUCAAGUUUAGACCUCUCAUGAUAGAGCUAGCUGAUGAGGAUGAUUGUAAACUGACUUGCCUCACUACUCUAGCAGAGUUCUACACCAAGAACACGCAGUUUUACACCAAGAACACGCAGCUACAUGGUCUGGUGAUAGACAAGCUGCUGCGUAUGAGUGUAGUGGAUGCAGGGUCAGUGGUGAGCUGGCUGUGUAGUGCCACUCCCCUCUUUACUAGGGGAUUCCCCUGGGAGGUCCUCACCUCCACCCUCCACAAGACCAAGACCUCAUUAGCUAACACCAAGAGAGAGCUAGCAGACACUCGAGACAAACUCAGGAAGGUGUCAGCCCUUGAUGAGGUAGCCUUGGGCGGUGAUGAGAGGACAGACCUUGAAGCUAAAGUAGAGGAAUUAGAGGAGACAAAGGACGAAAGAGAGCGGACUCUACGCCAACUCUUCCUCUCUCUGUUUGAGCGAUUGGCUAGCUCCCUGGGGGGUCAAGGACACAGUGACUUGUGGACACAGUGCACAUUGGACCACUGCAGACACCUACUGGUCCAGAACCAUGCUACUCUGUCCAGGAUGGCUGCUCUGCUGGAGGAUACAGUAUUCACUGUAGAUGUGGACCCACAACUUCUAGAGGUGUUCCAGCAGUUCCAGGCCCUACUAUAGCUUACUCUAAACUUAAUAACAAUAUAAAGGUUUCUUUUUGUACAUACUGUACCGAUAUGCAUAUGCACUAUAAUUAUUACUAUUGUGCUGUGGUUGAAAAUUAUAA